AUGUCAAAGACUACUAUUUCAUCUGGAAAGAGAUUAUUGAGAUCUAGUUCGACCAUUAUCAAGAAUUUCCCUAAAGAUGGAAACAAAAUUGGUCCAAUACAAGAUGAAGAUAUACCAAGCUUAGAACCACCGUCUACUCCAAAAAAGAAGGUCAAAAGAGAUCACAAUGUAAACAAAUCUCCAAAGAGCCCUGAUAAAGUAUCUUUUAGGCAAAGAGAAGCACAUUUACUCGAAAAGUUCCCAAUCCCUUCAGAUCUUUCGUUACCAGAAUCAUUCACCUCCCUACACAAACCUGGUUUUAACGAUGCACUAAAAUACAUCAUUACCAAAGAUCCUUCGCUAUAUCCAUUGAUUAUAAGCGAACCAUUCAAGCAGUUUCAUAUUGAUGAAAUACCAGGCUCGUCCGAUCAAGAGCAUUUUAUAAAACUAUGUCAUAGUGUCAUUGGUCAACAAGUUAGUGGUGCUGCUGCAAAAUCAAUAGAAAACAAAGUUGUCGCUGUUUUUAAUGACGAGGGAAUCUUUCCGACUCCAAAAGAGUUAUUUGAUAAAGAUGACCAGUUACUUAGAUCUGCUGGGUUAUCAACGAGGAAAACUGAAUAUAUCAAUGAAAUUUGCAAAAAAUUCAUUAAUAAAGAAAUAUCAAAUGAUUUUUUUCAAACUGCUUCAGAUGAAGAAAUUUUAGAAAGAUUGAUUAGUAUCAAAGGUAUUGGAGAAUGGAGUGCAAAGAUGUUUUUGGUAUUUGGGCUGCACAAGCUCGAUGUAUUUGCACAUGAUGAUCUUGGUGUUGCAAGGGGAAUAUCUAGAUAUUUGGAAACAAGGCCUGAACUAUUACACGAUGCUAAAAAAAAUGUCGACACCACAAUUCAAAGGAAAAAAUCAAAGUUCGAUGAUGGUAAGAAAAGGGACUGGAAAGUAAUUCAUGAUUUAUAUGUACAGCACAUAGCUCAAAAUUUUGCUCCUUUUCGUUCAGCUUUUAUGUUGAUCUGUUGGAGAGCUAGUUCAACAAACAUUGAUAUUUUAUCUUAA
Molecule: messenger RNA, 1026 nt
Organism: Hansenula ciferrii
Lineage: Eukaryota; Fungi; Ascomycota; Saccharomycetes; Phaffomycetales; Wickerhamomycetaceae
Gene: MAG1
Product: DNA-3-methyladenine glycosylase II
Exons: 1
Coding region: 1-1026 (341 amino acids)
Biological process (GO): base-excision repair; DNA alkylation repair; base-excision repair, AP site formation
Cellular component (GO): protein-DNA complex; nucleus
Molecular function (GO): alkylated DNA binding; DNA-7-methylguanine glycosylase activity; DNA-3-methyladenine glycosylase activity
Source: RefSeq, a predicted model, not a curated record